Messenger RNA from Magnusiomyces paraingens, 2433 nucleotides. RefSeq lists its product as uncharacterized. The transcript has a single exon. The record is from RefSeq and is a predicted model, not a curated record. Gene Ontology annotation, cellular component: cytoplasm. The coding region runs from base 1 to 2433 and encodes 810 amino acids. Gene Ontology annotation, molecular function: guanyl-nucleotide exchange factor activity; G-protein alpha-subunit binding. NCBI's taxonomy places the organism in Eukaryota, Fungi, Ascomycota, Dipodascomycetes, Dipodascales, Dipodascaceae. Gene Ontology annotation, biological process: G protein-coupled receptor signaling pathway.
AUGACAUCGGCAUUAAGUGAUUCUGACUCGGAUUCAGUGUUGAAAAUUGAGCUUCCUACACAAUAUUAUAAUGAUUUUGACAGCCUACUAGAAUUUAUCAUCACUUUUCCAUCUUAUAAAAAUAAAUCUUUUGUUAAAACUUUGCAACAAUCCCCACAGUCUAUUAAAAUUAUUGAGGUUAACCUUGAAACAUUAAAGCGCUUUGGUCGUUCACCUGAUAAUUCACGCCUUAUAACGGAGAACCAUGUUAUCGCAUUGAUUAACUUUAUUGAACCAAGAUAUUCAGAAAAGAUUUGUAUUGAGGGCCUCAGUAUCUUAGCAAACGCAUUGGUAGUUAACACAACGCUUUUAAAUUCCUGGGACUGUACGAAAAUCUUCAACUUAACACUUCGUUGUUAUGUCCCCAGGGCACCUUCUCUUUCUCUUUCCGAACGCUAUUUAUUUCGUCGUCUUGGAUUUCUUUUCACUUACCGGCACAAUAAACUUAAUGAAGAUCAAGUAGCCCUUUUUUUCCCUUUAAUUACUCGGUCAAUGUCAGAGCUUCCCAGAGAUGUUUCUAGAUUUUCAGAUCCGGAAUACAUGCCUUUAAUAAAGCUUAAUAGUAUUGAACUUUUAAAGGUCACAUUUAACGUAUUUCACCAUUAUUCAGAUUACACCCUUCACACUUUGGAGAAAAGCGGGGUUAUGUGUCAAAUUUGCAAAACUCUUAUUAUCACCGAUACUGGCUCUGUGGAAAAUUCAGAUCUCACAAGAUAUCUGUUUAAUUGUCUUAUGUGCUCCACAUCCCCUCCUGAGUGGUUUAAUACAGAAGGCGAAUUCGAAGAUUCAGAAGAUAUUUUUGAAAAUCUCGUCAUUGUUCCGUCAGCUGAUGACUACAAAGACCUUUCUUUACAUAAAGUGUCGUCUUCUUCUUUGUUGAUUAGAAUACUUGAAUUUGCAAAACUUGCUACCAACCCGCAAUAUGCCAAGAUGUUACUUUCUGAUAUCACAUUAUCACCAUGUUUAACAUGCUUACAAAAAGUGAUUCAAAAGGUAUACUCACCUGGCUCGGCUGAAACUGAAAGUCAAGACACUCCUAAAAUUCAACGUUUGAAGAAUAUUGCAGAAUCUUAUCUCCUCCCUUCUGAAAGUGAACGAGAAUAUCCUUUAGGAAGUCUUGAUGCUCCCCAUUCACUUUCAAAUGCAUUUGUUCGUUUUUCAUCUGAUAUUUCACUUACUACAAGCACAGCAAUUGUCCAAGAUAUUUAUUGGAAACUGUUUUAUGGAAGGGAAGGCCUUCUUGUCAGUAAAAUGGGAUUAGGGUUUGCAUCAAGCUUUUUAUCAACCACAUCUACUCUGUUUUCUGGCGAGACCAAAAAAGCUGAUGACAUUGCAGAUACUGAACAACAAACCGAAGUUGCUAUAAGCAGAUCAACUACUUUGGUUUCGCCUCAUAAUACUCAGCGAUCAGAUUCUAAUUCUUCAAAGCUCAAAAUGAUGUUCAAAAGCGAUGACGAUUAUAAAGAAAUAUCUAGAGAGGGUUCUUCUGAUCUCACAUCAUCAAACACCCAUUCUCCUUCUACAGGUAGCUUUUCGGAUUAUCCUUCUUCUAAUAACGACUCUAUUACAUUAUUAGACAAAUCAGAUUCUUCAUCUAUUCUAGACUCGUUGCCUUUUUUUUCCACCUCUCCGAAACCCACACUUGCAAAGCUGAAAGCCAAAACAAAAUCUCUCGCUCGUGGUAAAAAUCUUUGCAAAGCUUCUGAGUUAGAUCCCAAAGAAAGUGAAAAGAACACUAAUACAAAUAAAUCUUGUGGGUUUGUUUCAAAGUAUUUACCUGGUGUAAGCUGCAGCAAUACAAGCCUUUCUUCAUCAAAAACAACUACUCCCGCUAAAAAAUCAGAUUUAACUUCAGAUAAGGCUAAUACUUCUAAAUCUUCUGCUUCUAAGAGUUCAAAUUCGCUUUCUGAAAUUGGACCACCUCAAGGAAAUGUAAAGCCAAUAAAUAUUCAACAAAGCAAUACGUCAAAUAGCAUUGAUAGUGUUGGAAGCGUUGGCAGCAGUGCAAGUGCAAAUGUUCUUUUAUACCCUUACAUAUCACCAGCAGAUAACAUUGAAAACUUGAAAAAAGAUUCAACUUUAAAGACACAUGUUAAAUAUAACGAUGACGAAAUUAAUCUGUCAGAGACUACAACAGGAUCUAAAGUCAGCAUUGACCCCAUCACGGGGAAAAUGUUGACUCAUGACGAGUUUAAUCGGCAACUUGAAAAAAUUCAACAGGCGGCCAAGGAAAGAAGUUUAAACCCAGAUAAUGCAGAUGAAUUAGAAUGGACUGAAGAAGAAAAAGAAAAAGAAGCUGAAAAAAUGUUUGAUUUAUUUGAGCGAUUGAAUAAAAAUGGUGUCAUAAAGGUUGCCAACCCUUCUCAAGUGUUUCAACAAAGUAUAUCUAAGUAA